GGGAGGAAGAGGAAGGGGAAGGGAGGCCUGGCUCCACCCUCCCGGCCGGCCGGGGCAGCCCUCCCUUAUUUAUCAAAAGGCCGCUCUCAGGUCUUCCUGGAGCCUUCUCCAGGCUGAACAGCCCCAGCUCUCUCAGCCUGUCCUCACAGGGAUGUGUUCCAUCCCUUGGGUCAUUUCUGUGGCCCUCGUCUGGAUGUGCUCCAACAGCUCCAUGUCUCUCCUGUACUGAGGACUCCACAUCCGCAUGCAGUACUCCAGAAUGACUUCCUUUUGUGUGAUGAAACUUUUAUGCCAAACAACCAGAAGUGAGACUGGAUAUGCAAAACGAUUCUGUGGUACUUUCCUGUCAUGGACAGCACAAAAGGGAGUUUUCCCUCCAUUCUGGAUGGUGGUACCUGACCCUAGAAAGACAAAUGUGCUUGUAUUUGCUCGGCCAUUUUGUACAGCUGAAAAAUCUCACAAAGAUCCUAAAAGGAAAGCAGCAUUUGGAAGCGUUGGGCGAAGAAUUCCGUAUCGGAUUUUGCACGUAAUCAACCAGGAUGGAGAGAGCUUAGGAGAUAUGCACCGAGCAGAGGCACUCAGACUGAUGGAUGAACAUAACCUGAAACUGGUUCUGCUUCGUGAGAACGCAGAACCUCCUGUGUACAGACUGAUGACUGGGCAACAGAUUCAUGAGGAGAAGCUGAAACGUGCAGAGAAAGAAAAAGCAAGUCCAAAAACAGUGCUGGUUCAGAAGGAGUUAUCCUUCUCUUCAGCUAUUGCCAAGAAUGACUUGGAGACCAAGACUAAACAGAUAACACACUGGAUUGAAAAGAAAUACCAUGUGAAAGUGACUAUCCGACAGGGAAGAGACAGCAAUACAGACACGUUCACGCUUUUUGAUCAGAUUUUGGAGGCUAUAUCUGACAAAGCCACUUAUCUUUCCAAGCCUAAAGCUAUUAAGGAAGGAACAAGUGUGUGCAUUCUGAGACACAUGUCUGACAAAGAGUUGAAAGCAUACCAGAAGAUGGAAAAACAGAAAAACAGUAUGGUAAAGAAAGAUGAAAAUGAAGAGCCAAAGUCAAGCGAGCUGCAUUAAUGACUUUAUGAGGAGGUACAAACAAUACUAUUACAAAAAGGACUAUAAAAUAAAGGUUUUUUGCUGGA
Messenger RNA from Tympanuchus pallidicinctus (lesser prairie-chicken), 1146 nucleotides. RefSeq names its product mitochondrial translational initiation factor 3 (gene MTIF3). The transcript is spliced from 5 exons. Bases 245 to 1078 code for a protein of 277 amino acids. The record is from RefSeq and is a predicted model, not a curated record. Gene Ontology annotation, molecular function: ribosome binding; translation initiation factor activity. Gene Ontology annotation, cellular component: mitochondrion. Gene Ontology annotation, biological process: ribosome disassembly; mitochondrial translational initiation. Lineage: Eukaryota; Metazoa; Chordata; Aves; Galliformes; Phasianidae.